AUGGAAGAAAUCAAGAAGACAUUCGCCAAAUGCAGGCAACAGAAGCGCGCUGCUUUGGUGACCUAUGUCACUGCGGGGUAUCCGACCAUUGAAGAAACGGUUGAUGUCCUGCUGGGGUUGGAGAAUGGGGGUGCUGAUAUCAUCGAGCUCGGAAUUCCUUUCACUGACCCCAUUGCCGAUGGCCCAACCAUCCAGAAGGCUAACACGCGGGCCCUCGAGAACGGUGUCACCAUCACGACGGUGCUGGACAUGGUCCGCACCGCGAGGAGGAGGGGUCUCAAAGCACCCGUGCUCUUCAUGGGCUACUACAACCCGGUGCUACAGUACGGAGAGGAGCGUAUGCUCAAGGACACGAAAGAGGCAGGCGCCAAUGGCUUCAUUAUGGUCGAUUUGCCGCCAGAGGAGGCGGUGCGGUUCCGAAACCUUUGUGCAGCCUCGGGACUGUCAUAUGUCCCGCUCAUUGCUCCCGCCACCUCUGAUGACCGUAUGAAGUUGCUUUGCAAGAUCGCUGAUUCAUUCAUCUAUGUCGUCUCGCGGAUGGGUGUCACAGGAGCCACGGGAACUUUGAGCUCAGGUCUUCCUGAGUUGCUGGGUCGCGUCCAUUCCUAUUCCGGCAAUGUCCCUACGGCCUUGGGAUUCGGCGUCAGUACGCGGGAACACUUCCUUUCCGUGCAGGACAUCUCCGAGGGUGUCGUGAUCGGUAGCCAGAUCAUCACUGUCUUGGGUCAGGCGCCUGCUGGCCAGGGAGCUCAGAAGGUUGAGGAAUACAUCUCUAGCGUCACAGGACGGAAACUGGAAAGGGACGCCCAGGGCAAUUUGGUCAAUGAGAAGAAAGUGCUUGAAGUGGUGGAAAAGGUGUACAAGGACUCGGAUGAGUCCCAACCGGACGCAGUCAUUACUGAUGGUGAAGCUGGCGCUAGCAAAGGCGAACCUAGCUUGAUUGAUCAAAUCGAGGCUCUCAAUGGCAAAGGCGAUCCUGCUGCUCAGCCUUCCCGUUUUGGCGAGUUUGGUGGACAGUAUGUUCCUGAGUCGCUCAUGGACUGUUUAGCCCAACUCGAGAAAGGCUUUGAGGAAGCCAAGAACGAUCCUAAGUUCUGGGAAGAGUACCGUUCAUAUUAUCCAUACAUGGGCAGACCAAGCAGCCUUCACCUGGCCAAUCGCUUGACCGAGCAUGUUGGCGGUGCGAACAUCUGGCUGAAGCGCGAGGACCUCAAUCAUACCGGCAGUCACAAGAUCAACAACGCGUUGGGCCAAGUUCUACUUGCGCGGAGAUUGGGGAAGACUAGGAUCAUAGCCGAGACUGGUGCAGGGCAGCAUGGUGUUGCCACUGCAACCGUCUGCGCCAAGUUUGGAAUGAAAUGUGUUGUUUAUAUGGGUGCGGAAGAUGUGCGCCGGCAGGCCUUGAACGUCUUCCGGAUGAGACUUUUGGGUGCUUCCGUCGUCGCUGUCGACGCCGGCAGUAGAACGCUCCGCGAUGCGGUCAACGAGGCCCUCCGUGCCUGGGUCGUCGAUCUCGACACCACUCACUAUGUGAUCGGUUCUGCAAUCGGUCCUCAUCCUUUCCCGACGAUUGUACGGACCUUCCAGUCGGUGAUCGGUAACGAGACCAAGGAGCAGAUGAAGGAGCUCAUUGGCAAACUCCCUGACGCGGUUGUUGCGUGCGUUGGAGGCGGAAGCAACGCCGUGGGCAUGUUCUAUCCGUUCGCGAAUGAACCCAGCGUCAAGCUGCUCGGUGUUGAGGCCGGUGGAGACGGUCUUGACACUGACCGGCACUCUGCUACGUUGACGGGGGGUACAAAGGGUGUCUUGCAUGGCGUCCGCACCUAUGUUCUGCAGGACAAGAACGGUCAGAUUUCCGAGACGCAUUCCGUCUCCGCAGGUCUCGAUUACCCCGGUGUUGGACCUGAACUCAGCAACUGGAAAGACACUGGGCGUGCAAGCUUCAUCGCUGCCACCGAUGCUCAAGCAUUCGAAGGAUUCCGCCUCCUCUCCCAAUUGGAAGGCAUUAUUCCUGCCCUGGAAUCAUCCCACGCCGUGUAUGGAGCUGUGCAAUUAGCCAAGACGAUGAAGAAGGGCGAGAAUAUUGUGCUGAACCUGAGUGGCAGAGGCGACAAAGACGUGCAACAUGUCGCCGAAGAGCUCCCUCGAUUGGGUCCGCAGAUCGGCUGGGACUUGAGAUUUUAA
Messenger RNA from Rasamsonia emersonii CBS 393.64, 2184 nucleotides. RefSeq names its product Tryptophan synthase. The record is from RefSeq and is a predicted model, not a curated record. Gene Ontology annotation, cellular component: cytoplasm. Gene Ontology annotation, molecular function: tryptophan synthase activity. The transcript has 3 exons. Bases 1 to 2184 code for a protein of 727 amino acids. Gene Ontology annotation, biological process: L-tryptophan biosynthetic process. Lineage: Eukaryota; Fungi; Ascomycota; Eurotiomycetes; Eurotiales; Trichocomaceae.